ACACGCACACACACUCACGCACGCACAGUCUGAGCGGGGCACGUACAUAAAAGCGUACAGUGAGGCCAAAACUGGAUCAUUAACGUUAGUCCUUCUGCUUGUGUCCCUCUACACCGUCGGUAUGUCUCUGCCCGCCGCCUCCAGGCUGCUGAGGAGCGCGCUCCGGACUCAGUUGGUGCCUGUGGCCAACGUCGCCUCAAAACCUGCAAAACACAACAUCACUGUAGGGGAGCAGGCCAUAGCUAUGUCAGUCAUGUUUGUGACCAUCCUGGGUCCCUCCGGCUGGAUCCUGUCUCACCUGGAGGACUACAAGAAGAAGCAGUAGAGAUGAAGGAGUGGUGGAGGAGGAGGAAGAGGAGGAGGGAGUAUCAUUCCGGCCCAUAUGAAGAUGCCGACCAGACGGCCAGUCUCUCUCACUCCUUCAGCUGUUGAGACGAGAUGUCAGUUUUGCUUUCUGAUUUGUUCCUGCACUUCUGACCUGUGGAAAUGUUCACCUGUGCACCUAUUGACCUCUUAUCAAUAAAUACAUGUUCAGUAAAUCAAA
Messenger RNA from Notolabrus celidotus (New Zealand spotty), 544 nucleotides. Its product is annotated as cytochrome c oxidase subunit 8B, mitochondrial. Gene Ontology annotation, cellular component: mitochondrion. The record is from RefSeq and is a predicted model, not a curated record. Gene Ontology annotation, biological process: mitochondrial electron transport, cytochrome c to oxygen. Lineage: Eukaryota; Metazoa; Chordata; Actinopteri; Labriformes; Labridae. The coding region runs from base 122 to 325 and encodes 67 amino acids. The transcript has 2 exons.